Messenger RNA from Cylicocyclus nassatus, 3921 nucleotides. NCBI's taxonomy places the organism in Eukaryota, Metazoa, Nematoda, Chromadorea, Rhabditida, Strongylidae. The record is from the annotation of a GenBank genome assembly.
AUGCGGUCACUGCUGAAGCGGUUUCGUCGUGCAAAUGGCGCUGCCGGUGAAAAAUUGCUGACAGAAAGGAAGGAGGAUGCACCGAAGGCUACCAUAGCACAACUGUUUCGUUAUGCUUCGGCUUUCGACAAACUACUUCUGUUUCUUGGCUGCCUUGUCAGUGUCAUAACGGGUGUUGGCAUGCCCCUAAUGUCAAUUUUUAUGGGUUAUGUGUCCCAAAACUUCAUGGACGUUACUGCAAACUACACUGAUCCUGCUGCAAUCCAUCAAUUCGAACACGAUAUCAUCCAGAAUUGUUGGAAAUUUAUUUAUUUGGGAUGCGGUGUAUUUGCAGCGGCAACGAUACAGGCAACAUGUUUCGCGACUGUAUGCGAAAAUCUAGUAAAUCAGUUGCGAAGAGAAUUCUUCAAAGCGAUUUUACGACAGGAUAUCGCUUGGUAUGACAAAAACAACUCCGGAAAUCUGACACCGAAACUCUUCGAUAACCUCGAGAGAGUGAAAGAAGGGACAGGAGACAAACUCGGCCUGAUGAUACAGUUCGUUGCACAAUUCUUUGGAGGAUUUAUCGUUGCGUUCACCUAUGAUUGGAAAUUGACACUUAUCAUGAUGUCGCUUUCGCCAUUUAUGAUCGUUUGCGGAGCUUUCAUCGCGAAGCUGAUGGCGUCAGCUGCCACGGAGGAAGCGAAAAAUUAUGCUGUUGCUGGUGGAAUCGCAGAAGAAGUGCUCACUUCAAUCAGGACGGUCAUUGCUUUCAAUGGCCAAUCCUACGAGUGCAAAAGAUACGAUGUAGCUUUGGCGGCUGGCAGAUCAACCGGCAUAAAGAAGUCAUUAUACGUUGGUCUCGGUCUUGCUUCAACCUUCACUAUCAUGUUUGCAACAUACUGUUUGGCCUUUUGGGUUGGGACCGAUUUUGUGUUCAAAGGCGAGAUGAAAGGAGGAACCGUUAUGAUAGUGUUCUUCUCUGUCAUGAUGGGUUCCAUGGCACUCGGCCAAGCAGGGCCACAAUUUGCAGUUCUCGGUACAGCCAUGGGAGCCGCCGGAUCUCUAUAUCAAAUUAUCGACAGAGAGCCAGAAAUUGAUGCAUAUUCGACUGCUGGCAUGAAACCAUCAAAUCUUCAAGGAAGGGUUUCCGUCUCGAAUUUGAAGUUUAGCUAUCCAACUAGGCCUGAUGUGCCAGUUCUUAAAGGCGUUUCUUUCGAAGCAAAUCCAGGUGAAACCAUCGCUCUAGUCGGUUCCAGUGGUUGUGGCAAGAGUACGGUAGUCCAAUUGUUGCUUCGAUAUUACGAUCCAGCUGAUGGCAAGAUUUUAAUAGAUGGUAUUGAAAUCGAUAAGAUCAAUAUUGGGUUUCUUAGAAAUUAUAUAGCUGUUGUAUCGCAAGAGCCUGUGCUUUUUAACACUACAAUAGAGCAGAACAUCCGCUACGGACGUGAGGACAUCACCGAAGCCGAAAUAACUGCAGCCCUUCGCAAAGCAAACGCAUAUGAUUUUGUGCAGAGCUUCCCCGAUGGAAUCAAGACGAAUGUUGGAGAUCGCGGCACACAGAUGUCUGGUGGACAAAAACAACGCAUCGCCAUAGCUCGUGCACUUGUUCGAGACCCCAAAAUUCUUCUUCUCGAUGAAGCCACUAGUGCAUUGGACGCUGAAAGCGAACAUCUUGUGCAGCAGGCUUUAGAAAACGCCUCCAAAGGUCGCACCACAGUCGUAAUUGCUCACCGGCUUUCCACCAUUCGUAAUGCUGAUAGAAUUAUUGCCAUUAAAGAUGGAGAAGUCAUCGAAGUUGGCACUCAUGAUGAACUGAUUGCUCGUAAAGGUCUCUACCAUGAACUAGUGAAUGCUCAAGUCUUCGCUGAUGUAGAUGAUGAAUUGGCUGAAGAGAAAUUGAGAACCAGAUCUAUUUCUUCGCGACGAUCAAGUACAUCAUCUAUCGGACGUCUUGAGCUAAAGCGCUUGAAAUCCCAGCUUUCGCAAAAAUUCGAAAAAGUUGAACAAAGCGAUGUCAAAAAAGCAGAAAACGAUUUGGAAAGGCUGAAAAAAGAGCUCGAAGAGGAAGGAGCAGUAAAAGCAAAUUUAGUCAAAAUUCUUCACUACGCUCGUCCCGAGUGGGCUUUUCUUCUGCUUGCCGUCUUUUCUUCUAUAACACGAGGCUGCGUUUUUCCAGCAUUCUCCCUCUUUUUCACGGAAAUCAUCGAGGUUUUCGCCAUACCACCUGGCGAUCCGUCUCUCCAGUCAAAAGGUCAUUUCUGGGCAUUAAUGUUUCUUCUCUUAGGCGGAGUAGAAGCAGUCUGUAUGAUCACUCAGUGUUUCUUCUUUGGAUUAUCAGCUGAAAAAUUAACAAUGCGCUUACGAUCCAAAGUAUUCCGUAAUGUAAUGCGCAUGGACGCUACCUUUUUCGACAUGCCCCGACAUACACCAGGGAAAAUCACUACUCGUCUCGCUACUGAUGCACCAAAUGUAAAGUCUGCAAUCGACUAUCGUUUUGGAAAUGUUUUCAACUCAUUUGUGUCCGUGUGCUGUGGUGUCGGCCUCGGAUUCUACUUUGGAUGGCAAAUGGCUCUUCUGACUCUCGCUAUAUUUCCAUUAGCUGGUGUUGCACACGCUUUCCAAAUAAAGUUCAUGUCUGGUCGAGCGGGCAGUGAUGCGAAAGAAAUGGAAAAUAGUGGAAAGAUUGCUAUGGAAGCCAUUGAAAACAUCAGAACUGUGCAAGCUCUAACACUGGAACAUCGCUUGCAUCAUCAGUUUUGUCGCCACUUGAAUGGACCACACAAGACAAAUAGAAGAAGAGCAGUAAUGCAGGGUGCUGCAUACGGUUUCGCUAGCAGCACCUUCUUCUUCGUAUAUGCAGCAUCGUUCCGUUUUGGCCUGUGGCUCAUCCUCAAUGGCUAUAUGCAGCCAAUGAAUGUUCUACGUGUACUUUUCGCCAUUUCGUUCACCGCUACAAGUAUGGGAUUUGCCAGUGCCUACUUCCCCGAAUACGUUAAGGCAACAAUCGCAGCUGGUCUAAUUUUUAACAUGCUGAAAGAUGAGCCGCGAAUUGAUGGAAUGACUGAUAAGGGCAAAAAACCGAAACUCACUGGAUCGAUCACGCUCAACAACGUUUACUUCAACUACCCAGAAAGGCCAAGUGUGCCUAUUCUUCAAGGAUUGGACAUUUCUAUACAACCUGGUGAGACCCUUGCCUUAGUCGGACCAAGUGGCUGCGGAAAAUCCACGGUUAUAUCCUUGUUGGAACGACUAUAUGAUCCAUUAAAUGGUGUGGUGGCUGUGGACGGUAAUGACAUUCGUCAGAUGAAUCCGACCCACUUGCGCUCUCACAUCGCGCUGGUGUCACAAGAGCCAGUCCUGUUUGAUACUUCCAUUAGGGACAACAUUGUGUACGGUCUUCCAGCUAACUCGGUGACUGAAGAUAUGAUUAUGGAAGUGGCUCAAAAAGCUAAUAUUCAUAAAUUUAUCAGCGAGCUACCAGAUGGUUACAACACAAGGGUCGGUGAGAAGGGGACUCAGCUUUCGGGAGGACAAAAACAACGAAUUGCCAUUGCUCGUGCGCUCAUCAGAAGCCCUAGAAUUCUUUUGCUUGACGAAGCUACAAGUGCUUUGGAUACGGAAAGUGAAAAGCUCGUCCAAGAAGCUUUGGAUAAGGCAUCUAAAGGCAGAACCUGCAUCAUAGUGGCUCAUCGACUAUCUACGGUUGUUAAUUGCAGUUGCAUUAUGGUCGUGAAGUCUGGGAAAAUUGCUGAAAAGGGUACACACGCUGAGUUGAUGCAAGCUAAAGGAGCUUACUGGGCUCUCACGCAGAAGCAGAACAUUCACACCACCUGAUCAUAGAUCUUUUCCUUUCUUCUAUUGUUGUUUGUUUUUUAAGUUCUUUGUAAAUAUCAUCAUCUAUGUUGCUUCAAUGAAUUUUCAUAAUUUAGGCACUACGGG